AUGGCGGGUUUCACUGCACGUCUUACGUUCAUGGCCCUUGCUCUGGCUAGCACUGUGACGGCCGCUCCGCCCUCUACUCCGGCCAUCAUGGAGCGUGCUGCGCAGGUUACCAUGGUGCUGCCACUGGGUACCGUGAUCGGUACGUCGUCGAACGGCGUCGAGUCCUACAACGCGAUCCCCUUUGCCCAGCCUCCUACUGGAAACCUGCGUCUUAAGCCCCCCGUUAAGCGGACGGCGUCCUACGGUGUGCUCGACGGCACCGGCCCUGCCGCGGCCUGCCCACAGUUUGUUGAGAGCACCAGCGGCUCGCUUCUGUCUUCAGUGAUCGGUACACUGGCCAACAGUCCGUUUAUACAGACGACGACGGACCAGACCGAGGACUGCUUGACCAUUGAUGUCUACCGCCCCGCGGGCACGAAGGCGACUGACAAACUGCCGGUCUUGUUUUGGAUUUUUGGUGGUGGCUUCGAGCUUGGCUGGACUUCCAUGUACGACGGCGCUGGCCUCGUAGCCGUCAGCAUUUCCCUUGGCAAGCCCAUGGUCUUUGUUGCCGUCAACUACCGUGUUGGUGGCUUUGGCUUCCUGCCGGGUGCUGAGGUCUUGGCUGAUGGCGCGUCCAAUCUGGGCCUGCUCGACCAGCGCAUGGGACUCGAGUGGACUGCCGACAACAUUGGCUAUUUCGGCGGUGACUCCGGCAAGGUUACCAUCUGGGGCGAAUCGGCCGGUGCGAUCUCGGUGGCUGACCAGAUGAUGCUCUACAACGGCAACAAUACAUACAAAGGCAAGGCCCUCUUCCGUGGUGCCAUUAUGGACUCUGGCUCGAUUGUGCCUGCGGACCCCGUCGACUGCCCCAAGGGCCAGGCUGUUUACAACCAGGUGGUCGCCAAGGCGGGCUGCUCGAGCUCUUCGGAUACCCUGGCCUGCCUCCGCGCUGCGCCCUAUAAUACAUUCCUAAACGCCGUCAACUCCGUGCCGGGAAUUUUGUCGUACAGCUCCGUCGCCCUCUCGUACCUGCCGCGUCCAGAUGGUGUCGUCUUGGUUGACAGUCCCGACGUUUUAAUUACGAACAACAAGUAUGCCGCCGUGCCGAUGAUCAUUGGUGACCAGGAAGACGAAGGAACCCUCUUCUCGCUCUUCCAGAGCAACAUCACCAAUACAAACCAGCUGGUGACCUACUUAUCCGACUACUAUUUCCACAAUGCCACCACCGCCCAGAUACAGGCCCUUGUCGCCACUUACCCCGACAACGCCAGCGCAGGCUCGCCCUUCAACACUCUGCUGCUCAACGAGGUCUACCCAGAGUUCAAGCGCCUGGCCGCCAUCCUCGGCGACCUUGUGUUUACUCUGACGCGGCGUGCCUUCUUGGCCGAGACCAACAACCGCAACCCGUCCGUGCCGAGCUGGUCCUACCUCGCCAGCUACGAUUACGGCACCCCCGUUCUGGGCACCUUCCACGGCAGUGAUCUGCUGCAAGUCUUCUACGGCAUCCUGCCGAAUGCCGCCAGCAAGAGCAUCCACAGCUACUACUUCAACUUCCUGUACAACCAGGACCCCAACAACGCCUCCGGCGGUACCAGCAGCACUGCAAGCCGGGUCAGCCUUACCUGGCCGCAGUGGGGUGCGGGCAACCAGCUGGUGCAGUUCUGGGCCGCGACGUCGAACCUGUUGGCCGACAACUUCCGCAACUCUAGCUACACCUGGAUCACUUCCAACAUUGCGUCGCUGCACUUCUAA
Sporothrix schenckii 1099-18 is the source of this 1734-nucleotide messenger RNA. Its product is annotated as triacylglycerol lipase. The coding region runs from base 1 to 1734 and encodes 577 amino acids. The record is from RefSeq and is a predicted model, not a curated record. The transcript is spliced from 2 exons. NCBI's taxonomy places the organism in Eukaryota, Fungi, Ascomycota, Sordariomycetes, Ophiostomatales, Ophiostomataceae.